ACGGUCAAAAGCAGACAAACUUGAUUCUUAGCAGGCGCCCCAUACUUUUUAUCUGUUCUGUAUAUAAUAGUAAUAAUAUGAAGGCCAGCUCUGUUCGUUACAGCAUAUGAGACUUGCUAUCAACUCCUUCUCCAAUCAACAAAAUCGGCUUUUGAAAACAUCUCGUACGUGUAAAAUUCGUAAAAUCAUUCACUCGGGUUCCUCAGAAUUCUCGAUUUUGCUAUGGCAAUAUCUCCUCAAAGUUUCCCGCCAAGGAAACGACGGCCUCCAGUGAGUUCCUUCGUGACUCCUAAGCUAUCGGGCAGGAAUCUUCUCCAAUCAGUCCUUGAAUUAUCUCGAGAGGUUUCAUCAUUCAUGCCUCUUCAAUUCCUCCAGAAACGCAAUUCUUUGUCAAUUAUACGCAAAUCGAAGCUAAUCGCGAUCUUAUUCGAGGAGUUAAUUGGCAGUCCACGAUUUAGUUUUUAUUCACCGUCGAUUCUUCUCUGUUUCGAAGAAAUGUACAUUGUUUUACAGAGAAUCAAGGCUCUAAUUGAGGAUUGCUUUAACGGAUGCAAGAUGUGGUUGUUGAUGCAAAACGAGUCGGUGGCCGCAAGUUUUCAUGAGUUGACGGUGGAAUUGUCGACACCGUUGGAUGUAUUUCCCAUUAAAGAGUUUGAUUUAAACGAAGAUGUCAAAGAGCUUCUUAUUCUGAUCAGAAAACAGAGUUCGCAGACGAAAGUGUACAUAGAUCCACGAGAAGAUAGUCUCAAGCAAGAGGUAUUAGCCAUGCUUGAUCGGAUUAAAAGAGAGAUCGUACCUGAACAUUCAAAACUAGCUGAAAUUUUUGGCAGGUUAGGUUUGCGCGAUUCGUUGAGUUGCAGAGAAGAAAUUGAGGGUUUAGAAGAUGAGGUCCGCAACCUAGUCGACGAUAAAUCCAAGUCGGAGGUGGUGGCUCUGAUCGGACUCGUUCGCUAUGGAAAAUGCGUCCUCUUUGGAACAUCAACGACGUCGACCUCCAAUUUCCGGAGGCGAAAGUCGAUAUCUGAGAUGACUGUGCCGUCGGAUUUCCGAUGCCCGAUAAGCCUCGAGCUUAUGCGGGACCCAGUGGUCGUGAUGACAGGUCAGACGUACGAUCGCGAGUCUAUCAACUUGUGGAUUGAAUCAGGACAUAACACGUGUCCCAAGACAGGUCAGACCCUGGCCCAUAACAACUUGAUACCUAACCUUGCUUUGAAGAAUCUAAUAGCCAUGUGGUGCCGCCAGCACCGGAUACCUUUCGAAACCGCGGACGGCAACCAAAAGUUAAACGGCGUUAAAACAAACAAGGCUGCGUUGGAGGCUACUAAGAUGACGGCGUCAUUUCUGCUCAACAAACUCUCCGUCUCACAGUCAAUGGAAGAAUGUAACGGCGUCGUUUACGAGCUUCGGAUUCUAGCGAAAGCAAACUCGGUUAACCGAGCCUGCAUCGCGGAAGCUGGAGCUAUUCCUUUGCUUGUAAGGUAUUUAGGCUCGGAUGUUGCUUCAAAGCUCCCCAAUCUACAAGUCAACGCCGUCACAACAAUUCUCAACCUUUCCAUUCUGGAAGCAAAUAAAACCAGGAUCGUAGAGACUGACGGAGCAUUAAACGGAGUCAUCGAGGUCCUAUUAUCGGGCGCCACGUGGGAAGCAAAGGGUAAUGCGGCAGCUACGAUAUUCAGUUUAUCCGUUGUGCACUCAUACCGGGGGAAACUAGGGAGAAAGACAAGUGUCAUAAAAGGUCUGACAGAUUUAGCUAGAGAUGGACCCACGGGUUCGAGAAGGGAUGCCAUGGUGGCAAUAUUGAAUUUGGCGGGAGACAGAGAAACAGUUGGGAAGUUAGUUGAAGGAGGAGUGGUGGAGAUGGCAAUUGAUGUGAUGAGCGCGUUACCGGAGGAGGCGGUGACGAUUCUAGAAGCGUUGGUUAGAAGAGGUGGUUUAGUAGCCAUCGCCCCAGCCCAUAGUGCAAUCAGGAAAUUGGGUUUAUUACUAAGAGAGGGAACAGACAUCUCCAGAGAAAGCGCCGCCGCAACUCUUGUUACAAUUUGUCGAAAGGGAGGUUCGGAUAUGGUAGGAGAGCUCGCAGCGAUACGUGGAAUUGAGAGAGUGAUUUGGGAAUUGAUGGGUGCAGGGACAGUGAGGGCAAGAAGGAAGGCAGGGACAUUGUUAAGGAUACUAAGGAGAUGGGCUGCCGGACUGGAUGGUCAGUUAAUGGAGGGAUAUAGGGGUACAACUGUGACUCCCUCAAGAACAACGUUGACAACCUAAAAUUUGUCGUCUCUCAUUUAAUUUUUUUAUUUUUAUUUUCAAUUUCCAUUAUUCCGUCUCAUUUCAAUUGUAAAAUGUAAAGAAUGUAAUUUGUUUAACGAGGUAUGUUUUUUUC
Messenger RNA from Tripterygium wilfordii, 2377 nucleotides. RefSeq names its product U-box domain-containing protein 16-like. Gene Ontology annotation, molecular function: ubiquitin-protein transferase activity; protein binding. The record is from RefSeq and is a predicted model, not a curated record. Gene Ontology annotation, cellular component: nucleus; cytoplasm. The coding region runs from base 223 to 2262 and encodes 679 amino acids. The transcript has a single exon. Gene Ontology annotation, biological process: protein ubiquitination. NCBI's taxonomy places the organism in Eukaryota, Viridiplantae, Streptophyta, Magnoliopsida, Celastrales, Celastraceae.